AAACUUGUUCUUCCAACGUUACUUAAUGCUUUAGAUGAACAUUCCUGGCGAACGAAGACAGCUUCGGUUGAACUUCUCGGAGCUAUGGCAAUUUGAACACCCCAACAAUUGUCAUCAUGUUUAACUACAUAGGUCCAAAACUAAUCGAAGUACUUGGUGACUCGCAUACUGAAGUGCAGGAAGCUGGUGCUGACGCACUCAAAGUAAUAGGAUCCGUAAUAAAAAAUCCCGAAAUUCAAGCUAUCGUUCCUAUAUUAUUAACAGCUUUAGAAGAUCCAUCAAAAAAUACUUCAAAUAGUUUGCACAGUUUACUUCAAACAAAAUUUGUACAUUUUAUAGAUGCAUCAUCUUUGGCCCUAAUAAUGCCUGCGGUUGAGAGAGCAUUCAUGGAUAGAUCUACCGAGAUUCGAAAAAUGGCAGCUCAAAUCAUAGGUAAUAUGUACUCUCUUACCGAUCAAAAGGAUUUAGUGCCAUAUUUGCCUAAUAUAAUUCCUGGUCUAAAGAUGUCUCUUCUUGACCCCGUGCCGGAGGUUAGAGCCAUCUCUGCGAGAGCAUUAGGAGCUAUGGUUCGUGGAAUAGGUGAAUCUUCAUUUGAAGAUCUACCACCAUGGUUGAUGCAAACCUUGACAUCAGAAUCUAGUAGUGUCGACCGCAGUGGAGCUGCUCACGGUCUUGCCGAACUUGUUGGCGGUUUAGGAGUGCAAAAAUUGCAUCAAUUAAUGCCAGAUAUUAUCACAACUGCGGAAAGAACAGGUAUUGCCCCACAUGUGAAAGAUGGAUACAUAAUGAUGUUUAUAUAUAUGCCAGGGCCUUUCCCUAAGGAUUUUACUCCUUAUAUUGGCCAAAUAAUUAAUCCUAUAUUAAAAGCAUUGGCUGAUGAGAAUGAGUAUGUUCGGGACACGGCAUUAAAAGUUGGGCAACGCAUAGUGAAUUUGUACGCCGAAUCAGCAGUGAUGCUUCUUCUUCCUGAACUAGAAAAGGGUUUAUUUGAUGAUAACUGGAGAAUACGGUUUAGUUCUGUUCAAUUAUUAGGAGAUUUGCUAUACAGAAUAUCGGGCGUAUCUGGAAAAAUGACUACAGAAACGGCAAGUGAAGAUGAUAAUUUUGGAACCGAACAGUCACAUACUGCCAUAAUAAGAUUUUUAGGCGAAGAAAGGCGAAAUAGAGUCCUUUCAGGCCUUUAUAUGGGCCGGAGUGAUGUAUCACUGCUGGUGCGACAAGCGUCACUGCAUGUUUGA
Messenger RNA from Bactrocera oleae (olive fruit fly), 1238 nucleotides. NCBI's taxonomy places the organism in Eukaryota, Metazoa, Arthropoda, Insecta, Diptera, Tephritidae. The record is from RefSeq and is a predicted model, not a curated record.